CUUCCCGUUACCACCUUCUCUCUUCCUUCUUCACUUCUUCCCCUCACACUCUCCACUCUCUCCUUCACACUCUUCAAUGGCUAAAAAACUCCAUUACACAGUCCUUUCUUUCUUCUUCCUCUUCUCUCUUCUCAAAUAUUCCUCUUCUCUAAACCCAGAUAUUCAACCAUUACUAGCUUUCAAAUCAGCUUGUGACCAAACCAACUCACUUUCCAACUGGAACUCUAGCACCAACCCAUGUACAUGGACUGGAGUUUCAUGUCUUAACAACCGAGUCUCUCGACUUGUUCUUGAAAAUCUUAACCUCAAAGGGUCUUUUCAAAACCUUUCAUCUUUGAAAGAACUUCGCGUAUUAAGCUUAAAAAACAACCAAUUUUCAGGUCCAGUUCCGAAUCUUUCUAAACUUACUGCACUUAAACUACUGUUCCUUUCGCAUAAUGAGUUUUCUGGGGAUUUUCCUGAGUCUUUAACGUCUCUUUUUAAGCUAUACCGGCUUGAUCUGUCGUAUAAUAACUUUUCCGGUGAGAUUCCGGCGAAUGUGAACCGUUUAACUCAUUUGCUUACUCUUCGUUUAGAAGAAAAUGAUUUUUCCGGUGAGAUUUCUGGGGUUAAGCUUUCUAAUCUUCAAGAGUUUAAUGUUUCGGGUAAUAAACUUGUUGGUGAAAUACCCUCUUCGCUUUCUGGUUUUCCGGUUUCAGCAUUUUUGAAAAACCGGGUGCUUUGCGGUUUUCCAUUGCCAAAAUGUGCGGUGAAUAUUCCUCGUGACCCGACAAUGGCAGCUCCGGUGAGUCCGAAAAGUACUGUGGCUUCUUCUCCUAGUAUAUUGCCUGUGACCACAACAUCCGCUGGUCCAAAAGUAACGCGUCAUAGCAGUGGAAGUAAGAUGAGUUCAUUAGCAAUAAUCGCUAUUAUACUUGGGGAUGUGUUUGUUCUUGUUGUUGUUUGUUUAUUGCUGUACUGUUUCUUCUGCACUCGGAAAAUGUCAUCUCAGAAACAUGGGUCACACAUUCUUGAAGGUGAGAAAAUUGUGUACUCGUCGAGCCCGUAUCCGAAUACGGGCUUGGGUCAGGGCCAAACGGGCGGGUUCGAGAGGGGGAAGAUGGUGUUUUUCGAAGGGGCGAAGAGAUUUGAGCUUGAGGAUUUGUUGAGAGCGUCGGCUGAGAUGUUGGGGAAAGGUGGAUUUGGUACUGCUUAUAAGGCAGUGUUGGAUGAUGGAAAUGUAGUGGCUGUGAAAAGAUUGAAAGAAUUGAAUGUUUGUGGGAAAAGAGAAUUUGAGCAACAAAUGGAAGUUUUGGGAAGACUUAGACACCCAAAUUUGGUUGGUUUGAAAGCAUAUUAUUUUGCUAGAGAUGAGAAGUUGUUGGUCUAUGAUUUCAUGACUAAUGGCAACUUGUUUUGGCUUCUUCAUGGAAACAGAGGGCCGGGAAGAACUCCUUUAGACUGGACAACAAGGUUAAAGAUUGCAGCCGGAGCGGCUCGAGGGCUAGCCUUUAUCCACAACUCAUGCAAAUCCUUGAAACUAACUCAUGGCAAUAUCAAAUCAACUAACAUCCUCAUUGACAAAGGUGGCAAUGCACGUGUCUCCGACUUUGGUCUAGCCAUCUUCGCGACGCCAUCUUCCGUCCCAAAAACCAAUGGCUACCGAGCCCCUGAAGUAGCAUUGGAUGGUCGAAAAAUAACUCAAAAAUCCGACGUCUACUCAUUCGGGGUCCUACUCCUCGAGCUGCUAACCGGAAAAUGCCCCUCGGUCGUGGAUAAUGGUGGUCUUGGAACCGGCUAUGGAGGCGUCGUGGACUUGCCGAGGUGGGUGCAAUCCGUGGUGAGGGAAGAGUGGACAGCGGAAGUGUUUGAUUUGGAGUUGAUGAGGUAUAAGGACAUUGAGGAAGAAAUGGUGGGGUUAUUGCAGAUAGCAAUGGCUUGUACUGCAGCAUCACCAGAUCAAAGGCCAAAGAUAAAUUAUGUUGUGAAAAUGAUUGAAGAGUUGCGUGGGGUUGAGGUUUCACCUUCUCAUGACACUGCUGAUUCUGUUUCUGACUCUCCUGCUGUUUCUGAAGAUAAUACAUGUGGUGCAAGUCAGUGAUAUUUAGCUUAGCUAGUAGUGAAAGGUUUUAUUAGUUUAUUCUUCUGAGUUUCGUAAAUUAACCUUUUAGUCUUGAUCCUUUUCCUAUAACAGAAGAUAUUAGGAGAACGUUUACAAGCUGAAAUUAUUCCUCUUUUGUCAUUUUUUAGUUUAUUUUCUAGUAUAAGUUAAGCUUUACAUUUUUUCAUUGUGCAGCCAUUACAGAUGAACUCAUACCAUCCACUUAAAGUAAGAUUUUCCACUUUUUCCCGA
Messenger RNA from Nicotiana tabacum (common tobacco), 2332 nucleotides. RefSeq names its product putative leucine-rich repeat receptor-like protein kinase At1g68400. Gene Ontology annotation, biological process: protein phosphorylation. The record is from RefSeq and is a predicted model, not a curated record. Gene Ontology annotation, molecular function: protein kinase activity; ATP binding; protein binding. Lineage: Eukaryota; Viridiplantae; Streptophyta; Magnoliopsida; Solanales; Solanaceae.